CAACUGUUAUAGGGCUGUUACAUUUUUAAAGGUGGGCAGGGAGGGUUUUAGCUAGCAGCUGUGUGUGUCAUAGUUCAACCAAUAAACCCUGUUAGUGGCCACCCCAAGGUCUGUUUGAUUCCAUUGUUGGCCUGCUCCUUCAACUUUAAUGUCUGACCACUGGGACUUUGACUGAGCCAGCAGCACAGCAGACUCUUAGUUGUGUUCUUAUGCUCAGGAGGGGAUGUUGGUGUGGAUCCUGUUUCUACUCUGUCAGGUGGUGGCACCUGCUCUGGCACAAGACCUCUGCCAGCGCGAUGCUCCAAAUGGCUACAAAGUGCGCAUCAGCCUCAAAACUGGUUUGGGAGAGGAUGCUUAUGAAUGGAAUCAGAGUGAAAUGUUCUUUUUCCGAGCUACUAUGGCCUUUGCCAUGAGGAGGCACUUCCAAAUGGAAACAUACAAUGUCGACAACAUUAUCCUGUGUGUUCAGACUUCGAGGGUGUCCUUCUGGUUUGUGGUGACAUCACCAGACAACGCCACCAUGCUUAUUCCUAAGGCAGAUGUGGAGAAAGCUGUGAGGAUGUCAAGGCAUCGCAUCAACAAUGCCUUCCUCCUGUCAGAUAGGACCCUGGAGUUUCUGGGCAUCCACCCUACACUAGCAGCGCCAGUCAACCCUGACACCCCUCCCUGGCUCAUCGUGUUUGGAGUGGUCAUCGGUGCUGUGUGUGCUGGAAUCAUUGCCCUGCUCGUAUCCUCUCUGCUUCAAAAGAGACGGAAAGAGAAAGGGAUGACAGAGGAUGGGCAGGAUGAAGAGGACAUGCAGGUGAAAGGAGUGGAGAAUGGCAUCAACCUGGAUGGCACCUACAAUAGAGGAUUCACAGAUGAUGAUCGCUUUACAAAGCUGUAAGGGCUUUUCCGGUACAAUGCUGCCAAGUAAGCACUCCAAAGACACUUUUAUGCUCUGUGUCUACAGUUUCAAACUGCAGCGGGUAUGAGAUUUGGUAAAACAGACUCUAGCCACUAGUUAAAUAAAUAAGUGAAAAGAACAGUAAGACAUUUCCCACUGGGCACAGAUGUCAGUUCAACUAAUGUGAAUUCAAUGUGAAAACAAAAAAUGUCACCAUGACAUUGGAUUUAGGUUACAAGUUUGGUGGAAAAAAAGACAAAAUUCCCCUAUGUUGAUGACUUUUUGUAAAUCCAAUCAGUUUUCCACAUUGAUUUAUCACUUCAUCACAUUGAAUUUUUGUGGAAAUUAUGUGGAAACAACGUUGAUUCAAGCAGUUUUUGCCCAGUGGGUUCAAUCCAAUUGUAACUUUAUAAAAAGGCGUAAUGCAUAUUUGUUUAUACUCAAUGAAUGAAUACACAUUAUCUCAGUUGUAGUUUAUAAAUCAUGCACAAGAUUACAGGUUGGGUUUCCUUUUUACUUUAUUUUUGUGAUAGGCUAUAUGGCGAAUAUCCCUUUUCAGUUACAGUUGAAGUCGGAAGUUUACAUACACCUCAGCCAAAAACAUUUAAACUCUGUUUUUCACAAUUCCUGACAUUUAAUCCUAGUAAAAAUUCCCUUUCUUAGGUCAGUUUGGAUCACCACUUUAUUUUAAGAAUGUGAAAUGUCAGAAUUAUAGUAGAGAGAAUUAUUUAUUUCAGCUUUUAUUUCUUUCAUCACAUUCCCAGUGGGUCAGAAGUUUACAUACACUCAAUUAGUGUUUGGUAGCAUUGCCUUUAAAUAGUUUAACUUGGGUCAAACGAUUCGGGUGGCCUUCCACAAGCUUCCCACAGUAAGUUGGGUGAAUUUUGGCCCAUUUUUCUUAACAGAGCUGGUGUAACUGAGCCAGGUUUGUAGGCCUCCUUCCUCGCACACACUUUUUCAGUUCUGCCCACCAAUAUUCUAUAGGAUUGAGGUCAGUGCUUUGUGAUGGACAUUCAAAUACCUUGACUUUGUUGUCCUGAAGCCAUUUUGCCACAACUUUGGAAGUAUGCUUGGGGUCAUUGUCUAUUUGGAAGACCCAUUUGCGACCAAGCUUUAACUUCCUGACUGAUGUCUUGAGAUGUUGCUUCAAUAUGUCCACAUAACUUUCCUUCCUCAUGAUGCCAUCUAUUUUGUGAAGUGCACUAGACCCUCCUGCAGGAAAGCACCCCCACAACAUGAUGCUGCCAACCCUGUGCUUCACGGUUGGGAUGGUGUUCUUUGGCUUGCAAGUCUCCCCCUUUUUCCUCCAAACAUAACGAUGGUCAUUAUGGCCAAACAGUUAUAUUGUUGUUUCAUCAGACCAGAGGACAUUUCUCCAAAAAGUAUGAUCUUUGUCCCCAUGUGCAUUUGCAAACUGUAGUGUGGCUUUGUUAUGGUGGUUUUGGAGCAGUGGCUUCUUCCUUGCUGAGCGGCCUUUCAGGUUAUGUCGAUAAAGGACUCGUUUUUACUGUGGAUAUAGAUACUUUGUACCUGUUUCAUCCAGCAUCUUCACAGGGUCCCUUGCUGUUGUUCUGGGAUUGGUUUGCACUUUUCGCACCAAAGUACAUUCAUCUCUAGGGGACAGAACGCGUCUGCUUCCUGAGCGGUAUGACUGCUGCGUGGUACAAUGGUGUUUCUACUGGGGCGGCAGGUAGCCUAGUGGUUAGAGCAUUGGACUAGUAACCGAAAUGGUUGCAAGAUUGAAUCCCCGAACUGACAAAGUAAAAAUCUGUUGUUCUGCCCCUUAACAAGGCAGUUAACCCACUGUUCCUAGGCUGUCAUUGAAAUAAGAAUUUGUUCUUAUCUGGCUUGCCUAGGUAAAAUAAAUACUUGCGUACUAUUGUUUGUACAGAUGAACGUGGUACCUUCAGGCGUUUGGAAAUUUCUCCCAAGGAUGAACCAGAUGUUUGGAGGUCUACAAUGUUUUUUCUGAGGUCUUGGCUGAUUUCUUAUGAUUUUCCAAUAAUGUCAAGCAAAGAGGCACUGAGUUUGAAGGCAGGUCUUGAAAUACAUCCACAGGUACACCUGUGACUCAAAUGAUGUCAAUUAGCCUAUCAGAAGCUUCUAAAGCCAUGACAUAAUUUAUGGAAUUUUCCAAGCUGUUUAAAGGCACAGUCAACUUAGUGUAUGUAAACUUCUGACCCACUGGAAUUCUGAUACAGUGAAUAAUAAGUAAAAUAAUCUGUCUGUAAACAAUUGUUGAAAAAAUUACUUGUGUCAUGCACAAAAUAGAUGUCCUAACCAACUUGCCAAAACUAUAGUUUGUUAACAAGAAAUUUGUGGAGUGGUUGAAAAACACAUUAAUGACUCCAACCUAAAGUGUAUGUAAACUUCCAACUUCAACUGUACAGUAUGUGUUAUCCAUGGCUUUAGUUAAGCAUUUCUGCAAACCAAGUAGGUGACAAUGGUCUACAAUUUUAAUAUUGUCAAAACUGUGAAAUUAUAGAAAGAAUCCAUAAGCAUGUUCAUUUAGAGAUCAUGAUUGCUUCUUCUGAGUGAUCGCAGAUCUGAAAAUAAUCUAAAUGUAGCAACAGUUCAAUAAAUGUAUUUGAGAGGAAGGAAAACCCCAUGAUAAUUGAUUUAACUAAGAAAUGCAUGUAGUUAAGUGUUAAAUGCCCAUUAAUGUUUUUUACUGCUUGUUUUGCACAAUGUGAAACACUGGAGAAGAACACGUGAACAGAUUGGUUUAAACUUUAAACAGGUUUUAUAGUGGAUCUUCUUGUAGUUUGACAUAAUGGCCAUUUUGAUAUUACUGUAGAUUGUUAAAUUAUUGAAAAAUAUACAAAUUGUGUGAAUCAGAGGAUAUGCAAACCAUCUGUGAUUUAGAUGUCUCCCUCUUUCCUAUAGUGGAACCUCUAGUCUGUUGAGAUUAAAGCAAAUUAAACUUUAUUAAGGA
This is a messenger RNA of Salvelinus fontinalis (brook trout), 3821 nucleotides long. Its product is annotated as collectrin-like. The transcript has 6 exons. The record is from RefSeq and is a predicted model, not a curated record. Lineage: Eukaryota; Metazoa; Chordata; Actinopteri; Salmoniformes; Salmonidae. Bases 224 to 886 code for a protein of 220 amino acids.